Molecule: messenger RNA, 1038 nt
Organism: Penicillium concentricum
Lineage: Eukaryota; Fungi; Ascomycota; Eurotiomycetes; Eurotiales; Aspergillaceae
Gene: mep20
Exons: 4
Biological process (GO): proteolysis
Molecular function (GO): metalloendopeptidase activity
Source: RefSeq, a predicted model, not a curated record
AUGCGUUUCGCUGUCCUUUCCACGACACUUCUGGCUCUGGCUGUGAACGCCUUGCCAGUCGAUACCGAUGAGACUUCUGGUCUCGAUAUCACCUUGAGCCGUAUCAGUGACACCCGCAUCAAGGCUGUCGUGAAGAACUCUGGCAGUGAAGAUGUCACAUUUGUGCAUCUCAACUUUUUCCGCGACAACGCACCCGUGAAGAAGGUCAAUGUCUUCAAAAACGAUGCUGAGGUCACUUUUGAGGGAAUCAAGCGCCGGUUCGUCCUCGAGGGUCUCAGCUCGGAAUCUCUCACUUCCCUUGCUGCAGGAGAGACCUUCGAGGAUGAAUUUGACAUUGCCACUACCACUGACUUGUCUAGCGGAGGUCCAUUGACUCUUCAGUCGGCCGGCCUGGUGCCCAUAGUCGUUGAUGGCACAGUCACUGGUUAUCUGCCAUACCGUUCCAAUGAUCUCAAGAUCGAGGUUGACGGUGCCAAGGCCUCCCGUGUGCUGAAGGCUAUCAAGCCGCUCGAUCGUCGUGCUCUUCAAACCUGCAGUUCUUCGAGCAAGAAGUCAGCUCUUAACACUGCCCUCAAGAACACUGUGUCGCUCGCAAACGCUGCCGCAACGGCUGCCCUUUCUGGAUCUGCCUCCAAGUUCCAGGAGUACUUCAAGACCACCAGCACUGCUACACGCAAGGUUGUGGCUGCUCGCCUUCAGGCUGUUGCGAAAGAGGCCGGCUCGGUGUCUGCCACCAAGUACUACUGCUCAGAUACCCUGGGAUACUGCGAGCCCAAUGUCUUGGCUUACACUCUGCCAUCUCAAAAUGUGAUCGCCAAUUGCGAUCUCUACUACAGCGACCUCCCAGCAUUGGCUAGCACAUGCCACAGCCAAGAUCAAGCAACCACCACUCUCCAUGAGCUCACCCAUGCUCCAGGAGUUUACAGCCCGGGAACUGAUGACAACGGAUACGGAUAUGCCGCUGCCACAUCCCUCACCAGCGCAAAGGCUGUGUUGAACGCUGACUCGUAUGCCCUGUAUGCCAAUGGUAAGUGUCCG